Messenger RNA from Theileria equi strain WA, 2574 nucleotides. RefSeq names its product ribonucleoside-diphosphate reductase large chain, putative. The record is from RefSeq and is a predicted model, not a curated record. NCBI's taxonomy places the organism in Eukaryota, Apicomplexa, Aconoidasida, Piroplasmida, Theileriidae. Gene Ontology annotation, molecular function: ribonucleoside-diphosphate reductase activity, thioredoxin disulfide as acceptor; ATP binding. Gene Ontology annotation, biological process: deoxyribonucleotide biosynthetic process; DNA replication. Bases 1 to 2574 code for a protein of 857 amino acids. Gene Ontology annotation, cellular component: ribonucleoside-diphosphate reductase complex. The transcript has a single exon.
AUGGAUACACAACGGUAUAGUGAGAACACAACCACAGAUGGUCUCUCAGUCGUUGACGAAUGCGAAACCACUCGUUGCGACGAUGCUAUGGAGGCCAAUCAUGGUACAGGAGAAUUUCCUAAUACAGAAACUAAAGUUAUGUAUGUCAUCAACAGAAGAGGUGAAAAAGAAGAUGUCUCAUUUGAUAGGAUCUUAAAUAGAAUCAGAAAACUCUCGGCAGGGCUCCAUUCUCUAGUUGAUGCACCUAGAGUUACUCAAAGUGUCAUCAAUGGUAUGUACACUGGAAUACAUACAUCUCAACUUGAUGAAUUGGCUGCACAGACUUGUGCUUAUAUGGCUGUUACACAUCCUGACUAUUCAAGGCUCGCAGCAAAUAUUACUGUCGAUAACUUGCAUAAAAACACCUCUGAUGACUUUUCUGAAGUUGUAAGGACAUUGUACGAGUAUAAGCAUGUCUACAAUACUAACGCUUCUAUGAUCAGCUAUGAUGUCUACAACUUUAUCAUGGAAAAUAAAGAUCGUCUCAAUGCUGAAAUCGAUUAUUCACGUGAUUUUCAGUAUGAUUAUUUCGGAUUUAAAACGCUGGAACGCUCAUAUUUGUUGCGCGCCAACAACAAGAUCGUAGAGCGCCCUCAACACAUGUUAAUGCGUGUCUCUGCUGGUAUUCAUUGUGGUGAUGUUGAACGUACUGUAGAAACGUACCAUUUAAUGAGUCAGAAAUUCUUUACACAUGCAACUCCAACACUCUUCAAUUCAGGAACUAAUCGCCCACAAAUGUCUUCCUGCUUUUUGUUGGAUAUGCAAGAUGAUUCUCUUGCUGGAAUUUUCAACACAUUGACUCAAUGUGCCUUUAUUAGCAAAUCUGCUGGUGGAAUAGGUCUUGCCAUUCACAAAAUACGCGCAAGUGGUUCCUAUAUCAGAGGUACAAAUGGACAAUCUAAUGGUAUUGUUCCAAUGUUGCGUAUCUUCAAUACAACUGCCAAGUAUGUUGAUCAGGGAGGCGGGAAGAGAAGAGGUUCGUUCGCCAUAUAUUUGGAACCAUGGCAUGCGGAUAUCUUUAAAAUGCUUGAUCUACGUAAAAAUCAUGGCUCUGAGGACUUGAGAGCCAGAGAUUUGUUCUAUGCACUUUGGAUCCCUGAUCUAUUCAUGAAGCGUGUUGAAGCUAAUGAAAACUGGACUCUCAUGUGUCCUGAUGAGUGCAGAGGUUUGUAUGAAGUCUGGGGUGAUGAAUUUGAGGCUCUCUAUACUAAAUACGAGCAAGCCGGUAUGGGCCGUAAGACUAUCCCUGCACAGAAGCUAUGGUUUGCAAUCCUACAGAGUCAAAUUGAAACAGGUACACCAUACAUGCUUUACAAGGAUGCUUGCAAUGCAAAGUCCAACCAAAAGAACCUAGGUACUAUCAAAUCUUCGAAUUUAUGCUGUGAAAUUGUACAGUAUACAGACAGCAAGGAAGUUGCUGUCUGUAACUUGGCCUCAAUCGCCCUUCCCAUGUUUGUCAACAAAGAAGAAAAAACCUUUGACUUCAAGAAGCUCUAUAAGAUUGCACGUGUUAUCACAUACAAUUUGAACCAGAUCAUUGAUAGGAACUAUUAUCCAGUUAAGGAGGCAAGAUAUUCCAACUUCCGUCACAGACCAAUUGGAGUUGGAGUUCAAGGUUUAGCUGAUACAUUCAUGUUGUUGCGCUAUCCAUUCGAAUCUGAUGAGGCUAGGGAGUUGAACAAGCGCAUAUUUGAAACCAUCUAUUAUGCAUGCUUGGAUGAAUCCAUUUCUUUGGCUGAAAAGCAUGGUCAUUAUGAAUCAUAUCCGGGUUCACCUGCUUCCCAGGGUCUUUUGCAGUUCGACCUUUGGGGUGCAAAGGUUGACAAUAAGCUUUGGGAUUGGGAUGAUCUUAAGGCAAGAAUGAAGAAGCAUGGUUUGAGAAACUCUCUAUUCUUGGCUCCUAUGCCAACUGCAUCUACCUCUCAGAUUUUGGGAAAUAAUGAGUCAUUCGAACCAUAUACUAGCAACAUCUACUACAGACGUGUAUUGAGUGGUGAAUUCUUUGUUGUAAAUCCACAUUUGCUCAACGACUUGGUAGAUCUUGGAUUGUGGAAUGAAACAAUGAAACAGAAGCUCAUUGCAUACAAUGGAUCUCUAAGGCAUAUUGAAGAGAUUCCACAGCAUAUCAAGGAACUGUACAAGACCGUUUGGGAAAUUAAGCAAAAGACCAUUAUAGACAUGGCUGCAGAUAGGGGAAUCUUUAUAGAUCAAUCUCAAUCUCUCAACAUUUACAUGGAACAACCAACAUUUAGCAAGUUGACAAGUAUGCAUUUUUACGGAUGGAAAAAGGGACUCAAGACAGGCGUGUACUACUUACGCACGCAACCUGCUACUGAUGCCAUCAAAUUCACAAUCGAUUCGAACAUUGCGCAAGCAGCAAAAGCAAAGAACAAACUAUCCACAGACAUGCAACCAUCUAUGCCUACCACAACAGAUGUUACAUCAGUGGCUACCGAUGAAGCCCCCGCAUUCCAGGUUUGUAACUUGCGCACAUCAAACAACCCAAAUGAGCCGUGCUUUAUGUGCUCAGGCUAA